UGGAAAUUCCAGGCAGCGAACCCGUCCAUCGCGGCAACCGAUCCGACAUUUGGAGGGGAAAGCUGGUAGACGAAGUCGUUGCGAUCAAGAAGUACAAACCUAAUCAUGAGGAUAUACCUGUCGUUUUAAUGCGCAUUCAGCGGCAGAGCAAAAUUUGGUCCAGCCUCACCAGCGAUUACGUAGUCCCUUUCUUUGGGUGCUGCGGUCCCAAAGACGAGGUUCCCUAUGUUGUGACAAAGUGGAUGGGGAAUGGUGACCUCAAAAGUUUUCUCAAAGAUAAUCCUAACAAGCUCAAUCGCUUACAAGUGUAUCUUCAUUCCCAAAAGGAACCUGUUUAUCACGGGCUUUUGAAGCCGGUUUAUGCCGAGUUUAUGCAGUCUAACAUCCUUGUUGACGAUAACCUACAUGCUCGUAUUUCUGAUUUCGCCCUUGCGUUUACCGAAACACCUACGGGCACCAGGGCGGAUAUUGAGAGGACCACUGCUCCGGAGAUAUUCGAUGGCGAGGUCCCCGGUCCACCCGCUGACGUGUACUCCUUUGGCUGUACCGCUUAUGAAAUCUUAACUGAUAUUGUCCCAAUGGAGGAAGAGAAAAACUUGUGGAAAUUUAGAAAGCGUGUUUGCGCGGGAGAAAUCCGCCCAACGUUUCCUAGCAACAGUGAAACCGCGGCGCGGUGGGGGCUCGCCAGGGCGAAUGCACCACUGUGGAAGCUUCUCCAGGAGUGCUGGAAUUUGGAUCCUAAGCAGCGCCCAACUGCAGCUGAAGCACGGAGUCGAUGGGUUAGCAUCAUGACUGAAUUGCCCACUUGAAAAGAAGGGAUGUGAUUUGUGAAUGUGUGGGCGCGUUCCCCGGGAGACUCGUCAUUCAUGUUUCCAUCGCCCUGAUUCUCGAAUUCAUGUAGACAUCCAUCGGUUAGAUUGGUUACCAUUUUAUGACAAAGGGUAGUACGAUCAACUUUGAAAAAUAAGAGCGUA
Cantharellus anzutake is the source of this 974-nucleotide messenger RNA. RefSeq names its product kinase-like domain-containing protein. Gene Ontology annotation, molecular function: ATP binding; protein kinase activity. The record is from RefSeq and is a predicted model, not a curated record. Gene Ontology annotation, biological process: protein phosphorylation. NCBI's taxonomy places the organism in Eukaryota, Fungi, Basidiomycota, Agaricomycetes, Cantharellales, Hydnaceae. The transcript has 6 exons. Bases 129 to 809 code for a protein of 226 amino acids.